Messenger RNA from Paramecium tetraurelia, 390 nucleotides. RefSeq lists its product as uncharacterized. The record is from RefSeq and is a predicted model, not a curated record. The transcript is spliced from 2 exons. Lineage: Eukaryota; Ciliophora; Oligohymenophorea; Peniculida; Parameciidae.
AUGAGAUAAAUCAGAACACCAACCAAAAAGAAGCCAGCCAUGUUUGCUACAACAAACUUAGAAUAGAAAUAAGAUUUAGUUCACAUGAAACUUUCAAAAUUAUUGUCUCAAAGAUAAAUGCUAAAUACGAGUCAUAUUCCGAAGAAACAUGCUCAUACGUUAAUCACAAAUUUUAAAUACUUAUAAUCAGUUCAAAAAUUCAUUAAGUCUCUCCACUUUGUUGAGGUAGAAAACAUAUUUAUUCAAUAAGAGAUAGUGGAUGAUUUAUCAAAAGAAGUUUAGAAAUAUUGUGAGGUAUAUGACCCAGAUGAAGAAGCAGUAAUGAAGUUUUUAGAAACAAAAAAAAUGUUCUUCCAGCAUCAUUAUGAUAAAGCACUAGAGGGAUUUUGA